AUGGACCCGAAUGGUUCGUCAUCAGGGCUGCCUGCACCUGGCGAUCUGAUCGCUCAACAAAGGAAAGAUGCGAUCCAGGCCGUGGGGCAGCCGACAGCUGACGGGGGACUCUGGGCUCAACUGAGCAGUAAUCCUUUCUUCACAGCGGGAUUUGGUCUUGCUGGCCUCGGGGCAGGUCUAAGCUUUGCCCAAAAAGGCCUGCGACAUGGCGCCGCUCUUCUUCGCCGGCGCAUGCUCGUGGACGUCGAAAUCAGCAUCAAGGAUGACUCGUAUCCGUGGUUCCUUCAUUGGAUGACCCUCUAUCAACAAUCGCAACUCAACUCGGCCCGGUCCGCAGCCAGCAGGUCUGGCUUUAUGGAAUCCAUCCUCCAACGAUUGACGCCUGGGAUGCGCCACCUCUCUAUUCAGACCCAGAAAGUCGAACACGCAAACGGAUCAAUGCAUACACACUUUGCGCUGGUUCCGGGACCCGGGAGACACAUCCUGCGAUAUAAGAAUGCCUUCGUCUUUGUCAAUCGGAUGCGAGAGUCCAAGUCGCAGGACCUACAGACGGGUCGGCCGUGGGAGACGAUCACGCUGACCACACUCUAUUCGCACCGUUACAUUUUUGAAGAGCUUUUCAAGGAGGCUCAUGCAUAUGCGGCGAGAUCCCAUGAAGGGAAAACGUCGAUCUACAAUAGUUGGGGCACGGAAUGGCGGCUCUUUGGUCAACCGCGACGGAAACGACCUUUGGAGUCGGUGGUUCUCGACAACGGGGUCAAGGAGCGGAUUGUUAAAGAUGUGAAGGAUUUUGUCUCCAGUGGAAAGUGGUAUUAUGAUCGUGGCAUUCCUUAUCGGCGGGGGUAUCUGCUCUACGGUCCACCGGGGACGGGAAAGAGCUCAUUUAUCCAAGCUCUUGCUGGUGAAUUGGACUACGACAUCGCCAUUCUGAAUCUGAGCGAACGAGGACUCACCGACGACCGAUUGAACCACCUUCUGACCAUCGUGCCUAAUCGUACCCUGGUCCUGCUGGAGGAUGUCGAUGCGGCUUUUUCCAACAGACGCACCCAGACCGAAGCGGAUGGAUAUCGGGGGGCCAACGUGACCUUUUCAGGUCUGCUGAAUGCCCUGGAUGGAGUUGCGAGUGCUGAGGAGCGGAUUCUCUUCCUCACAACGAACCACGUUGAGCGACUAGAUGCUGCUCUGGUUCGACCAGGCCGCGUCGACAUGACCGUGCGUCUUGGAGAAGUCACUCGUUACCAAGUCGGUUGUCUCUGGGAUCGAUUCUACGGUGAACUGGAUACGAGCGGGGCGUAUCGUCAGACGUUUAUCCAACGGCUACAAGAUCUUGGGCUUAUCGAGGAUGAGCAAGGCAAGAAGCCCGACCGAUCGAAAAGCACGAGCGCUGCAGCCUUGCAGGGCUUGUUUCUGUACAAUAAAGGGAACAUGGAAGGGGCCAUUGCGAUGGCCGAGGGACUGACUUUUAAUCUACAUGACGAGGCAAUAAAUCAGGAUCGUUCAUGA
This is a messenger RNA of Aspergillus tanneri, 1503 nucleotides long. RefSeq names its product bifunctional AAA family ATPase chaperone/translocase BCS1. Bases 1 to 1503 code for a protein of 500 amino acids. Lineage: Eukaryota; Fungi; Ascomycota; Eurotiomycetes; Eurotiales; Aspergillaceae. Gene Ontology annotation, biological process: protein insertion into mitochondrial inner membrane from matrix; mitochondrial respiratory chain complex III assembly. Gene Ontology annotation, cellular component: mitochondrial inner membrane. The record is from RefSeq and is a predicted model, not a curated record. Gene Ontology annotation, molecular function: ATP binding; ATP hydrolysis activity. The transcript has 2 exons.